Messenger RNA from Notechis scutatus (mainland tiger snake), 1222 nucleotides. It is a transcript of the gene COMTD1, whose product is annotated as catechol-O-methyltransferase domain containing 1. NCBI's taxonomy places the organism in Eukaryota, Metazoa, Chordata, Lepidosauria, Squamata, Elapidae. The record is from RefSeq and is a predicted model, not a curated record. Gene Ontology annotation, molecular function: S-adenosylmethionine-dependent methyltransferase activity; O-methyltransferase activity.
GCGGCCGAAAAGACUUUUAUCUGCCCGCGGAGCCGCUGCUUCCUCUUCUUCCCACCUGCUCGGGCGCGCGUAUGGCUUUCUUCGGCCUGUCCCGCGAGACCCUCCUGGGGGCCACGGCGGCUGGCGGGGCGGCGCUGGCGGUGGGCUUCCUCGUGGGCAGAAGAUACCGCGGAUCAGAUUUGUUUGCCUUUGGCACCUCCGGCCAUUCCUGCGGCUUCUUGCACGGGAGCGAAAACCUGCACAAAUACGUCUUGGAUCACUCGGUACGAGAGCACCCACUUUUGAAGAAGCUGAGAUUGGCUGCAUCUUCUACCCCUGGCAAAAAGCUGUGGAUCUCUUGUGAUCAGGCGCAGUUGGUAGCAAACCUGAUCAGGCUUGUUGGAGCAAAAAAGGUAAUUGAGAUAGGAGUUUCUGCUGGGUACAAUACUUUAAGCAUGGCGCUAGUCCUACCAGAAGAUGGCAGAAUUGUUGCCUGCGAGGUCAACGAAGAUACGGCCAGUAUCGGAAAGCCAGUGUGGAAAGAGGCUGGAGUUCUACGUAAGAUCGAUCUAAGGAUAAAACCAGCCAUUGAAACAUUAGAGGAACUUCUAGCCAAUGGUGAAGCUGGAACAUUUGACCUGGCUUUCAUCCAUGCUGACAAAGAGAGUUACAACGAUUACUACGAAAAAUGUUUACGGCUCAUUAAAAAAGGGAAGAUAUUAGUGCUUGACAAUGUUUUCGUAUCGGGGAAAGUACUUAAACCAGGCAAAAAUGAUCGCGCAGCCCAGCAUAUUCAUCAGCUAAAUGAAAAAAUCUUCCACGAUCCCCGUGUGAACAUAAGUAUGAUCCUGAUUGGAAACGGGAUAACUUUAGGGUUUAAGCUAUAGUUAAGGAGGGAGAAGGAAGGAAGGUAGGAGGUGCUUGAGCACUCUCAGUCCUCAGUGAUAAUAAUUUAGAGACGUGAAAUGGUCUAUUUCAUUCUUAUUUCCUUAAAUGUGUUUAGGGUUGCAUUGUGUAUUACACACAUUUAAAAAAAAAAAAAAAGAAAGCCUAAAACGUCCUUUCAGUUUUACGCAUCACUUCAUUUAUCUUAAUUAUUAUUUACAAAUAACUCCAGGUGGAAAAACAUAUCCAAGAGACAUUCCUCCUCUUUCUGUUUUGCCCACAACAACCCUGUGAGGUGAGUUGGGCUGACUAAGAGUAACUGGCCCAAAGUCACCCAGCUGGCUUUCAUGGCUAAGGC